UUGUGUUUUGUCACACCUUGUGUUGCACCAGCUCCCGAGCUGUUCCAAACCUUUGAGGGGUCCCACCCGGGCUACUCCUUCUCCGUCGACUGGUGGUCGCUCGGCAUCACGGCGUACGAGCUGCUCAGGGGACAGAGACCAUAUGUGAUGAGAUCCUGCACACCUGCCAAUGAGAUCCUGCAGACCUUCCACAAGGUCCAUCCCAGCUACCCGGCGGCCUGGUCUUUGGAGAUGAAGUCUCUACUCAGAAAGCUGCUGUGCAUAAAUGUCCAGAAGCGCGUCUCGUGUCUAGCAGAGCUUCAGGAUCUGGACUACAUGUCCCCCGUCAACUGGGACGCCGUGCUCAGCAAACAGCUCCCGCCCGGCUUCAUCCCCAACAGGCGGAGACUAAACUGCGACCCCACAUUUGAGCUGGAGGAAAUGAUCCUGGAGUCCAAACCACUUCACAAGAAGAAGAAAAGGCUCGCCAGGAAAAACAAGGAGCAGGGAUCUGAUGGGUCUCCACAGGUAAAAAAAAAAAACCUUUAAAAAAAUGAAUAACUCAUUGAUCGACCAACCCUUCAGAAGUGCCUCUCCCCUCUGUGUCGAGUCUCAUUGUUCAUCGAAGAAAAACGACAGACGGUUCCAUCUGGCUUAUUUAAAAGGAGACACAUUUCCCCCUCAGUUUGUCUAUUAAAUGUGUCCACUGGGCUAUUGAGAAUAUUGAGGGCACAUUUUUAGAGCUGUCUCCUCCCUCACCUUGAGCAGAAUAAAUCGUCCGUCUGUCCGGUGAGUGCAUCGGGGGAAGGCGAAGAGAAAGCAAUCACCUACAGCUCCGGCUCUGGCUCCAUUAUUUUAGUCUUGACGAUCCAUCUCCAUAAAUCGGCUCUCGUCCUCUGGGUGUUCAUAAAAGACGGAGAGGAAAUCACUGAAGGGUUCAUUUGAUCAGCUGGUCAAGUGAGUCGCGGGAGGAUCUUCCUUCAUUACAGCUGACUACGCCGCUGUUUUUGGACCACGCUUUACUUUCAUAUUACUUCGUAUCAUUUAUGAAGACAGUAUUGUAGUGGGACAUCACGUAGUAUUUGACCCGUUUUUCUGCUGUGUCGGCCUAGAGGUCAAAGAGCAAGUAGAGCGGCGUGGGAGAGAUACUGUGAACCGUAGAACAAUGCUGAUUUUAUGGGAACCACCUUUAAAACCACCUGUAAGGUGUGUUUAUCUACAUAAAUGCAUUUAUUGUACUGACUAAACUACAACAUUGUAUUUCUAUGAUUCUCUCCAUUUUCCUUUUACUGGAGCUCAUGGUUUAAUUCAUGUGCUCUUACCAGUAAUCAUACGGGUUGGGUCUGCUGUGUCUGGUCACAGUCCAACAAUAACUCACCCUAGCUAACCUAGCUUAUUACGCACACACACACACACACACACAACCAAUGUCAUUACAAGGUUAAUAGGUUUGGACUGUCUCCCACUAUUCGGCACAUUUUAUGGUGACUCUUUUCUAAUAGGAGAGACACCGUUUGUUGGCUCCGGAGUCUGCAGCUCAUACUUAAAAUAAGAAGUCAGCGCUUGUCCAAAGUGCGCCAUGUUUAGUGAGAGCUGACGGCUGCUUUUGGAGACCCGUGCAUGUAUCAGCACUAUCUCCACUGUGCACA
This is a messenger RNA of Pungitius pungitius (ninespine stickleback), 1628 nucleotides long. RefSeq names its product serine/threonine-protein kinase 32A-like. The record is from RefSeq and is a predicted model, not a curated record. Gene Ontology annotation, biological process: protein phosphorylation. Gene Ontology annotation, molecular function: protein kinase activity; ATP binding. The transcript is spliced from 4 exons. NCBI's taxonomy places the organism in Eukaryota, Metazoa, Chordata, Actinopteri, Perciformes, Gasterosteidae. The annotation marks the transcript as partial.